AUGAGCAGCCCUACCAAAGUGACGGCGAAGAUAAAAGUAGAAGUCCGGAUGGCCAAGUUUAGGCUGCGCGGAGUCAGCUUCAGCUGCAGCUUGAUCGUCGUAGCCGUGAUGUCUACCGUCUUGACUAUGUUCGAUGCCGCCAAGAUCUUGAUCCUCACGGUCUCGUGCCUGUCGGUCGUCAUCUGCAUGUUUAUCUUCUGGCCCUACUGCCGGGGCGGGUACCGAAAGCGCAACAGCAACGACAACAAGGACAUGUGGGGAUGGUCUUGUGCCCAGACGCCGCGCGCAGAGACGUUCGAAGACGACGUCGACUAUUCGCUGCUCUGCAGGCUGCAGGACUGGACUUUGGUAUGCAUCAUUAUUUUGAUGAGGAUUGUAGACGCAAUCGUCCUCCGAACGGUCCAGAACUCGGCUGCAACGCUGACAGUUGCAGUACCCAUCCCGGCGCCGUACAGACCGGCGGCUGUUUAA
Messenger RNA from Pyricularia oryzae 70-15, 471 nucleotides. RefSeq lists its product as uncharacterized. Bases 1 to 471 code for a protein of 156 amino acids. The record is from RefSeq and is a predicted model, not a curated record. The transcript is spliced from 6 exons. NCBI's taxonomy places the organism in Eukaryota, Fungi, Ascomycota, Sordariomycetes, Magnaporthales, Pyriculariaceae.